ACAAAACUUGUCUUUUCUGUUGGGUAACUAAACUAUGGCACGCUUUCUUAAUGCUUCACCCCUUUCUCUCUCUCUAAAUCUCUCGAGAUUUCCUCACACACUUCACACUUUUAAACGUUUCAUUUCUCACUCUAUAUGAGUUCAGUUUCAACAUUCAUGUCCAAAAAGAACCAUCUAUUUUCUCUCUACUCAAACAAACGGAAAAAAAACAACAAGAAUCUGCUUCUAAAACAGGUUUUAAGCUAUAAAUUAUAAUGGCUGAAAAUUCCGACAGAAAUGAUUUAAAUGCUGAUGAUGUUUUAUUUGAUCGAGAGAAUGAGGUUUUGGGUUUUGAUUCUUCAACAAGGUCCAAUGUUAAUGUUUCUGAAGCCCUAAUCGGUGAUGUUGGAGGAACGGAUGGUUCAAUGGACCUGUUUUCUGGGACUGAUGUGGUUGGGUUUCACAUGAACUCAGGGUGUGAUGUUAUGGUUAAUGACUGUGAAAAAGAGGGUUUUUGUCAAGAAAAAGUGAAUGGUUUGGAGGAUGGAGGAAUGUUUGGUGUUGUUGAUGGUAGGUGUGAUGGGAAAGUAGAAAAAAUUUCAUGUGGGUUGGUGGAGAAUGAAGAUGAGAAAAGUGUGAUUCAAUGUUCUGGUGGAGGUUCAGAGUCUGAUAAAGAUUUGAUUUUUGGAUUGAAUGUUGAUGUUCAGAUUGAACAAGAAUGUGAGAAUGUGGAGAAAGUUGCGUUGAGUAAUGAGGUUCAAGAAGCUGAGGACGGGGUUGAAAACAUGGAUGUCGAUGCACAAGAGUCUUUGGAUAUGAAUGUUUCGGUUUCGAGAAAGGCCUUUCUGUCAGAUUCACAAGAAAAUGUGAUUCAGAAUUAUAUCAUAGGAAUGAGUAAUUCUGGUGAAACCAACUAUGAGGAUAAUCGAUAUGACUGUAGUGGUUUAGAUCUAGUUGUGGAUCUUAAUUCUUGUAGAAACCCUCAGGAGGAUAAUGUCUCGAGGGAUUCGGUGUUUUCCGAUGUUAACUAUCAUGUAUCUGAUUUAGUAUGGGGAAAGGUUAAGGGCCAUCCUUGGUGGCCUGGUCAGAUCUAUGAUCCCUCGGUUGCAUCGGAGAUGGCAAAGAGGCUCAGGAAGGAAAACUGUUACCUGAUAGCAUAUUUCGGAGAUCAAACAUUUGCUUGGAAUGAUGUGUCAAUGAUAAAACCGUUUCAUAAACAUUUCUCCGAAUUUGAGAAACAGAGCGAUUCGGAAAUUUUCCGCCAUGCCGUUGAUUGUGCUGUAGAGGAAGUUUCGAGACGGGUUGAGUAUGACCUGUAUUGUCCUUGUGUUCCUGAAGUAUUCUCUAAGCUGAAAACACAAGUAGAUGCUAAUGCUGAAACCCUUGAUCAAUCAAGCAGAAUUGGCAGGGACAGGUUUAUAGGUGCAACAUCGUUUGAACCGGCGGAAUGUGUCGGUCUUGUUAAAUCAUUAGCUCAGUCACCACUUACUGAGUUUGAUAGACUGGAUGUUGCAAGUGCUCGUGCCCAAGUGUCGGCUUUUAAUCGUUCAAAAGGCUAUUCAGAGCUGCCUGAGUUUGCAGUGCUUGGUCGGUUGUUUGAGAAUGAUAUGGAAACUCAACCUGUAAGAGAGAAAGAACAGUUUGAUCAAGUUAAUGAACAAGUUUUGAAACCCGAUCAAUGCUCUUCGCAGAACUCCGCAUCAACUUCACGUCGUGGAAGGAAACCAAAGGCAGCUUACAAUACUUCUGAUAAUUGUUACCAGAAUUUCCAAAUUGCUGGUAAUAGUUCAACUUCACGGCGUGGUAGAAAACGGAAGUUAAUAGCUUACAAUAGUUCUAAUUGUUGUUGCAAUAGUUCCCACACUGGAAACCACGCCCAAUUACAGAACGUAUCCGGAGAUGAUUUGUUGUCUCAACUAUGCUUGGUUGCCAAAGAUCCUGUAGGAGAAAGUUGCUACAGUGAGGUGAUACAUUACUUUGCGGAGUUUGGGAAAUUCAGUGGCCGAAACAAUUUUGCUUUCUUUCCGGAGGGAUUGUCUUUAGAACAAGAGCAAGAUGGUGAGACUGGAGUAAUAACUUCGGUAGAACCUGCUGCUACAGCUUCUAUAUCGACACCGAUGGAGGUUUGCAAUGAUUCUUAUUGGACUGAUAGAAUAAUUCAAAGCACUCCUGAAGAGGAGACACUCUUAGAAAAACAAGAUAAAAGAGAGAAACUUUUGAAGGCUGACGAAAUUAUCCCUAAUUCGAGUUUCGUGCAUCAAGAUAGUGACAAAAAUCUCGGAUCAGAUCCCUCCAACAAUGUGGAACAUGAUACUACUGAUGUAAAUCUCGGAUCAGAACCAUUCAACAAUGUGGAAGAUGAUACUAAUGUAAAUGUAAAUCUCGUGUCAGAACCUUCAAACAAUAUGGAACAUGUGAACGAGAGUUCUCCAAUGGCUCUUAAUCUGAUAUCAGAACCUUCCAACAAUGCGGAACAUGAUACUGAUGUAAACCUCAUGUCAGAACCUUCGAACAACUUGGAACAUGAGAACGAGAGUUCUCCAACUGCUCUUACUCUUAAAUUUACAAAUUUUGAGUCAGUUCCUUCAGCAACCUAUCUGAACCAGAUUUUUGCUAGCUACGGGCCGCUGAUUGAAUCAAAGACUGUCCUGCUAGAGAAAACUAACUGCGCCAGAGUUGUUUUCAAAAGACGCGUUGAUGCAGAAAGUGCUUUUAGCAGUAGUGGAAAGUAUAGCAUAUUUGGACCUUCGUUAAAGAGUUAUCGCCUCAAGAUUUUGCCUCCUAAGCCAGAGAAAGGCACAACAAAAAAGCGAGGCAGAAAAAGCAAAAAAGAAAAAAGUUCGGUGGACGCCGCAGCGGUUUGAUGCCUUGGCAUUAGCUGGUGAGUUUAUGUGAAUAUUAGUUCUAUUAUUUUGAUCGGAUAUUAUUUUUGGCUAGCAGUGUUGAUACAUAGAACUGAGUAACUGACUAGCUGGUGUUAUAUAGAAAUCUUCUGAGGAUAGUAUCAAUUCCACUUAAUUAUGAUGAUGGAUGUAUUUUUGGGACUAAUAUGAACCAUGUUUGAAGUUUCAUUUAGUAUAUGACUUUGUUUGAUGACUUA
Molecule: messenger RNA, 3079 nt
Organism: Lathyrus oleraceus (garden pea)
Lineage: Eukaryota; Viridiplantae; Streptophyta; Magnoliopsida; Fabales; Fabaceae
Product: PWWP domain-containing protein 5
Exons: 2
Coding region: 255-2843 (862 amino acids)
Molecular function (GO): nucleic acid binding
Source: RefSeq, a predicted model, not a curated record